UCCAAUCUUUUAUCACCCAAAAACCAAAAUAUAAAAACUCCCUCAAAAAAACAAUGAUGCAAAUUUCAACACAUUUUAUUGGUUUUCUUACAAUACUUUGCAUUACUUUACAAAUUAGCUCAACUUUAGCAACAAAAACCACACCAACAUACACAGAUUUUCUAAAAACAUCAUGCAAGUCAACACUUUACCCUCAACUUUGUUACAAUUCCCUUUCAUCUUAUGCAAGUGACAUCCAAACAAGCCCUCAAAUGCUAGCGAACGCCUCCCUCUCGGUGACCUUAGCCACCACCAAGACCACCGCCGCGUUCAUAUCUAAGAUGUCAAAGGGCCCCGCGAUACGGCCUAGGGAGGCGGGUGCUCUAAAGGACUGUUUGGAAGAGUUGAGAGAUGCAGUAAGAGAGCUUCAAGGUUCUAUCAAGGAGAUGAGUCACAUAAAAGGUAGCAACAAAGUUGGGAUUAUGAUGAAUGAUAUAGAAACUUGGGUGAGUGCUGCAUUGACGGAUUCGGACACGUGUAUGACUGGAUUUGAUGGGAAAAUCAUGGAUGGAAAGUUAAAGAAGGUUGUGAGAGGAAAGAUUAUGAACAUUUGCCAUCUUACUAGCAAUUCCUUGGCUUUGAUCAAUUGUUAUGCUUCAUCCAUGCAGGGUUAAUUAAUUAGCUAGAUAAACAUUCCAUAAUUAGUUCGUAUUUUGGUUUGAUUUUUUAUUGGUUUUCUUUUUAGUUCUAAGAACAAGUUUUCGGUGUGUGUUAUAUUAGUUAGUUUGGAGUAAUUAAGCUAGAUAAAGAUUCAAUAAUUAGUUUGGAGUGAUUCGUGAUGGUUUCCUUUAGUUCUAAGAGCAAGGUUUUUGGUAAAUAUUAAGAUUGUUUUAGAUAAAGAUUCCAUAAUAUUUUUUUUUUUGAUAGUAUAAAGAUUCCAUAAUUAGUUUGGA
Spinacia oleracea (spinach) is the source of this 932-nucleotide messenger RNA. Its product is annotated as pectinesterase inhibitor 11-like. Lineage: Eukaryota; Viridiplantae; Streptophyta; Magnoliopsida; Caryophyllales; Amaranthaceae. Bases 54 to 653 code for a protein of 199 amino acids. The transcript has a single exon. Gene Ontology annotation, biological process: negative regulation of catalytic activity. Gene Ontology annotation, molecular function: enzyme inhibitor activity. The record is from RefSeq and is a predicted model, not a curated record.